Molecule: messenger RNA, 1320 nt
Organism: Thrips palmi
Lineage: Eukaryota; Metazoa; Arthropoda; Insecta; Thysanoptera; Thripidae
Gene: Sec13
Product: protein SEC13 homolog
Exons: 1
Coding region: 138-1085 (315 amino acids)
Biological process (GO): protein import into nucleus; positive regulation of TOR signaling; COPII-coated vesicle budding
Cellular component (GO): nuclear pore outer ring; COPII vesicle coat
Molecular function (GO): structural molecule activity; protein binding
Source: RefSeq, a predicted model, not a curated record
UGAAAUUUUAUUCGACUACGUUGGUAGUGACAUCCACGUAUCUAGUGGACGGCUGUCAAAAGGUUGGGUGUUAUUUUGAGUAUUUUGGUGUCUUUUCGAUCCGUAGAGUAGCCUUUUGGCACUCAAGUCAAAGAAAAAUGGUGACGCUGCUGAAUACCGUUGACACCGGCCAUGAAGAUAUGAUACAUGAUGUGCAAAUGGACUACUAUGGGCUGCGGUUAGCGACGUGCUCCUCGGACAAUUCGGUGAAGGUUUUCGAUGUUAAAAAUGGAACACAGACUCUCACCGCCGACUUGAAAGGACAUUAUGGACCCGUCUGGCAAAUAGCGUGGUCUCAUCCCAAAUUUGGAAACCUCCUUGCCUCCUGCUCGUACGACAGGAAGGUUAUCAUCUGGCAGCAGAGUGGCGAGUGGUCUAAAGUUUACGAAUACAGUGGCCACGAUUCUUCUGUCAACUCUGUUGCUUGGGCCCCUCACGAAUUUGGCCUGAUAUUAGCUUGUGGAAGUGCUGAUGGCUCUGUGUCAAUCCUCUACAAUAGUCCUGAGACUGGAACAUGGGAAGCAAGAAAAAUCCCUGGCGCCCACACCAUUGGUUGCAACGCUGUGAGUUGGUGCCCAGCUGCAACGCCCAACCCUGCGUUCGACUCAUCUGCUAAGGAGCGUCAGCCUUUAGUCAAGAGAUUAGUUACUGGAGGAUGUGAUAAUCUUGUGAAGAUUUGGAAAGAAGAGGGAGACCGCUGGGUCGAAGUGAGCAAGCUAGAAGUCCAUUCCGAUUGGGUUCGAGACGUUGCGUGGGCACCAUCUAUUGGACUCCCCAAAUCAACUAUUGCCAGCUGUUCUCAAGAUCGAAGAGUUGUCAUCUGGAGCAGCGAAGACAAUGUUAACUGGAUUCCCUAUACCUUGCAUACAUUUGAUGAUGUUGUUUGGAGUCUCAGUUGGUCAUUGACUGGAAACAUUUUAGCUGUAUCUGGUGGAGAUAACAAUGUUAGCUUAUGGAAGGAAAACAAUGAAGGGCAAUGGAUUCGUAUUGAUGGUAAAAAUAAAGAGCAGGGCCAGUUGACUGGAAACGAGCAGAGAGAAAUGUAAAUUGUCACCUAGCAUUUUGUCUUACGAGAAAAAAAUUGUACCAAAAUAUUCAUUAUGUUGCAUUCACUGUACGCCAUUUAACUUUGUAUUUUGGUCUUUAUUUUGUAAAUACAUUCUAAGAAUUUCAGCCGUGUUAUUAUUUUAAUUUUACUUUAUAAAUGACUGUUACUGUUCUUUCCUUUCCUAUUCUUUUUCAAGAACUCAUUCAAAUAAAAAUGGGAUAAAAUAAAAGCAA